AUGACUUGUUCUUCUUGUUCUGGCACAAUUACGGAGAUGGUCUCACAAUUAUCCGGCGUAUCUGAAGUCACGGUAAAUCUUCUGGGAAAUUCCGCCAGCGUUGUCGUGGACUGCAAGGAAACCAUUAACCUCGUGACUGAAACAAUAGACGACUGUGGUUUUGAGGGAGAAGUAAUCAAGGUAGAACCUGUUUCGCAUGCAGAUAAUGAAGAUGAAGUCACAGAUGGAUCACGCACCAUAUCUCUGCGCGUAGAUGGAAUGUUUUGCCAGCAUUGUCCGGGAAAGAUCAUGAGCUCUCUCGAGAAGCUUAGCCCAGAGAUAACAUUCAUCAAAUCUCUUACGGAUUAUAAUGACCCCAUCCUCGAGCUUUCCUACAAGCCGUCGCUUCCGUCGUUUACAAUACGUAAUAUCGUGUCCGCCAUAACCUCGGUCGAACCUACCUAUUUCAAGAUUUCUGUUUACCGCCCCCCCUCUCUCGAGCAGCGCACACGAACGAUGCAAGUUCGCGAGCAGAACGCUUUGCUGCAACGCCUCGUUUUUGCUGUCAUAACUGCCAUUCCAACGUUCAUAAUUGGCGUGGUAUACAUGAGCCUUAUCAAGAGCAGUAACAGUUCUAAACGCUACCUCCUGGAACCUAUGUGGAAUGGAAAUGCUUCAAGGCUGCAAUGGGCUAUGUUCUUCCUGGCUACACCGGUUAUGUUCUACAGUGCAGGAUUGUUCCAUAGGAGAAGCAUCAGGGAAAUAAAAGCACUUUGGAGAAAGGGGAGCACGACACCUAUUAUAAAGCGCUUUACUCGCUUUGGUAGCAUGAACCUUUUGGUGUCUACUGGUGUCUCUGUGGCAUAUUUUUCAUCCAUCGCACUGUUAGCCCUUUCCGCAUCUCAACAUCCGUCACCUAAUGGGGUUGGGCAAACUACCACCUACUUUGAUUCUGUGGUAUUUUUGACUAUGUUUUUGUUAGCUGGUCGUUUCCUGGAGGCAUAUAGUAAAGCUCGAACAGCAGACGCGAUUACUGCCUUGGGAUCCCUUCGUCCUACAGAAGCGCUUCUCAUCGCCCCGAAAACCUCCUCGGAUCUCAUUUCUCCUCCUACCCCAUCAUCUAAAGGCGAAACUGACUCAGCAGAUUUAGAAAAGGGGGAUCCUACUUCUGAUGGUGGUGUCUUAUCGACGCAGCCAGGUUUCGUCGCUUCGAAGGUCAACGUUGAUUUUCUGGAAGUGGGUGAUGUCGUCCGUGUGCUACAUGGGGCAACACCGCCAGCGGAUGGGAUCAUCGUCUCGAGCUCUGACGGAGCUUUUGACGAAAGUUCCCUGACUGGAGAAUCGCGACUAGUGAAGAAGAAAACAGGUGAUAGGGUAUUUUUGGGUACCGUUAACAAGUCGACUGUUGUUGACGUUAAGAUCGAUACUAUUGGUGGUAUCACAAUGCUUGAUCAUAUCGUAAAAGUUGUUCGCGAAGGACAGACGCGACGUGCUCCCAUUGAGCGAAUUGCCGAUAUCAUCACGGGUUUCUUCGUACCGGCGGUGACAUUACUUGCCGUCAUUACUUGGGUAAUCUGGCUCUCCUUGGGUCUCAGCGGGGCCCUUCCUAGCGAUUACCUCAACAUUGCUGUUGGUGGCUGGACUGUUUGGUCCUUCGAGUUCGCUAUAGCAGUCUUCGUUGUCGCCUGUCCGUGUGGAAUCGGUCUUGCAGCUCCCACUGCACUACUGGUCGGCUCUGGCUUAGCAGCCAAGUAUGGUAUCCUCGCACGUGGAGGAGGAGAGGCAUUCCAAGAAAUGGCGCAGCUCGACAUAGUCGUAUUCGACAAAACAGGAACGCUUACGGAAGGAGGAGAGCCUCGUGUUGCAGAUUGUGAAGUCGUCUUCCAAGGCUCCGAUGGGAGUUCUCGAUGGAACCGAGGCACUGUUCUCGGUAUAGCAUCUGAACUAGAGUCUGCUUCAUCUCACCCACUAGGAACAGCCGUCAGACACUAUUGCGGAGCUGAAGGAGCUUCGUCUAUCUCUGGAUCUGCAUUCGAAGAAGUGCCAGGAAGGGGUCUGAGUGCCGACUUCGAUGGGCUCGAAUGCUCGGCCAUAAUUGGCAACGAAGCUUGGAUGUAUGAACACGAUGUCAUGAUUAAUGACUUCAUCUCCCAGAAGCUAGAAGUUUGGAAGACGGAGGCGAAGAGUGUUAUCUUACUCGCCAUCAAGGAGCGAAGUGAAGAGGAGAGUCAUUUCCGCGUCGCUGCCAUCUUUUCGGUGUCCGACCCACUCAGACCAGAGGCGAAAGCAAUCGUACGAUGCCUGCAGGAUCAAGGCAUAGGCACUUGGAUGAUCUCAGGGGACAACGAGGUCACAGCCAAAGCUGUUGCGCAGACUGUCGGUAUCCCAGCUACGAAUGUUAUUGCUGGCGUUCUCCCACAUGAGAAGGCAGAAGGCAUUCGACAUUUACAGCAAAAUGGGACGAAGAGAACUUUGCCAAGAUGGCAAACUUUCUUCACCACCAAUCUCAAGCGAAGGUUGAACGAUCGUUGUGUGGUAGCAAUGGUAGGCGAUGGCAUAAAUGAUGCACCAGCUUUAGCCGCCAGUGAUGUUGGUAUUGCCAUCGGCUCAGGAAGCGAUGUUGCUCUCUCGAGUGCUUCCUUCAUCUUGGUUUCAUCAGACCUUCAAAGUCUACUUACGCUGAGCGACCUCUCACGAAAAGUGUUCAACCGUGUCAAACUUAAUUUCUUAUGGGCACUUGUUUAUAAUCUCAUUGCAUUGCCUGUCGCUGCUGGCGUCAUCUACCCUGCUGGACAUGCUCGGCUAGACCCUGUGUGGGCCUCGUUAGCGAUGGCUUUAUCGUCUGUAUCCGUAGUUUGCAGCUCCCUCCUCCUUAAACUGUACAAAGAACCGAAGACGGCUUAG
Molecule: messenger RNA, 2883 nt
Organism: Serpula lacrymans var. lacrymans S7.9
Lineage: Eukaryota; Fungi; Basidiomycota; Agaricomycetes; Boletales; Serpulaceae
Exons: 11
Coding region: 1-2883 (960 amino acids)
Biological process (GO): copper ion homeostasis; monoatomic cation transport
Cellular component (GO): membrane
Molecular function (GO): P-type divalent copper transporter activity; copper ion binding; ATP binding
Source: RefSeq, a predicted model, not a curated record